Messenger RNA from Prorocentrum cordatum, 4906 nucleotides. Lineage: Eukaryota; Dinophyceae; Prorocentrales; Prorocentraceae. The record is from the annotation of a GenBank genome assembly.
GCGCGGGCGCGGGCCGCUCCGAGCCGCGCCCUGCGGCGGCGGAGGCGCGGGCUUCGGGUCGUCGCGGGUGCCGCUGCUUGACGGGCCCUGCGUGCUGAGGGCGCGCUCGGCGGUGGCGCGCCGUGCUAUGAAGUUCGAGCGGUUCUCUUCGAAGACGAUCAAGGCGGUGAUGAUGGCGCAGGCCGAGUCGCGCCGGCUGGGGCAGGACGAGGUCGGCACCGAGAUGCUGGUGGUGGGCGUGGCCUCGGAGGGCACCGACGCGGGGAGCCGCGCGCUGGGGAGCCUGGGCGUGGGGCUCCCCGAGGCCCGCGCGAGGCUGGAGGAGUUCCUGGGCCUCAGCAGCGGGGGCAAUGCGCUCGAGAUCCCGUUCUCCACCGCCGCCAAGAAGGUGCUCGAGGACUCGAUCGCGUGCGCCCGCUCGCAGGGCAAGGCGUCCGUGGGCACCGCGCACCUGCUGCGGGCCAUCCUGGACCAGGGGGAGCCCGACGCCGGGGCGAGGUUCCUGGGCUUCCUGCUGGGCUGCGACGCAGCCGCCACUCGCGAGAGGCUGACGCGCGCCCUGGAGCGGGAGGAGAGCGGUGGCAGGCCCGGCGCCAGCGGCGGCGGUGUCACGCUGGGUAUCCGCGCCGAGGGCCCCGCCCCGGAGGCCAUCGUUCAGGCCACGCCAGCGGACGGCGUGGACCUCACCGAGACGCUGAAGUACGGCCAGGACCUCACCGAGGCCGCCCGCGCGGGCAGGCUGGACCCGCUCGUCGGCCGCGAGGAGGAGCUCAAGCGCACCAUCCGCAUCCUGGGCCGCCGCUCGAAGAACAACCCCGUGCUCGUCGGGGAGGCCGGCGUGGGCAAGACGUCCAUCGCGGAAGGCUUGGCGCAGCGCAUCGCUGCUGGGCGCGUGCCAGCGUCGCUGAAGGACAAGCACGUCGUGCAGCUCGAUAUCGCGCUGCUCCUGGCCGGCACCCGCUACAGGGGCGACUUCGAGGAGCGCCUGCGGGCGGUCGUCAAGGAAGUGUCGGAGAGCAACCGCCGCGUCAUCCUCGUGAUCGACGAGGUGCACACGUUGGUUGGCGCAGGGGGCAGCGGCGGAGAGGGCGGCGGCAUCGACGCCGCCAACCUCCUGAAGCCGGCCUUGGCGCGCGGCGAGCUGCAGUGCAUCGGCGCCACCACCCUGGACGAGUACCGCAAGUACAUCGAGAAGGACCCUGCCCUGGAGCGCCGCUUCCAGCCCGUGACCGUGCCCGAGCCCACCCUGGAGGAGUCGGUGCGGAUCCUGGAGGGUCUCGCCCCGAAGUACGAGCGGCACCACCAGCUGCGCUACUCCCGGGAGGCCCUCGCCGCGGCGGUGGCGCUGGCCUCGCAGUACAUCGCCGACCGCUUCCUGCCCGACAAGGCCAUCGACGUCAUGGACGAGGCUGGGUCCAAGGUGCGGCAGGAGCUCCACGAGGAGGCGGAAGUCAGCAAGGUGGCCGCGGAGUACCUGGCGGCCAGCCAGGAGCUCGAGGCGGUGCGGGCACGGAAGAGGGCGGCCGUCGCCUCGGAGCGCUACGACGAGGCGCAGCGGCUGAAGGCGCGGGAGGCGGGGCUGAACGAGCGCCUGGGCCGCCUGCAGGGCGCAGGUGGCGGCGCCGCGCCUGGCGCGCGGGAGCUGCUGGAGGAGCUGCGCGGCCUGAAGGCGCGGAUGCAGGAGCUCGUGGACGCGGAGCGCUUCGGCGAGGCGCACGAGCUGCAGGCUCGCGAGGCCGAGCUCGCAGCGCGCCUCUCGAGGAUCGGGGGCGCGGGGGGCGCGAGCGCGGCCUCGAGCGCGGCCGCGAGCGCCUCGGUGGACCGCCUCGUCACGGCGCAGGACAUGGCCGAGGUGGUUGCCACCUGGACCGGCAUCGCAGUGGAGCAGGUCGGCGCAACCGAGUCCAGGAAGCUGAUGGGCCUGGAGAAGGCGCUGCACAAGACGAUCAUCGGCCAGAACGCGGCGGUCGACGCGGUCUCGCGGGCGCUGCGUCGCGCGCGGGCGGGGCUGCGGGAUCCCGACCGGCCGAUCGCCAGCUUCAUGUUCUGCGGGCCCACAGGUGUUGGCAAGACCCACGUGUGCAAGACCUUGGCGUCGACAUUCUUCGGCUCGGCGGACUCCAUGAUCCGCCUGGACAUGAGCGAGUUCAUGGAGAAGCACACGGUCUCAAAGCUAAUUGGGGCUCCGCCAGGCUACGUGGGCUACAACGACGGCGGCACCAUGACGGAGGCUGUGAGGAGGCGUCCGUAUUCGCUGCUACUCUUCGACGAGGUGGAGAAGGCCCACCCUGACGUAUUCAACGUCAUGCUGCAACUGCUGGACGACGGGCGUCUGACCGACUCCAAGGGCCGCACCGUGUCUUUCGCCAACACGCUGAUCGUCAUGACGUCCAACCUGGGCAGCCGGGCCGUGCAGAAGGGCGCUGGAGGGAGUUUCGGGCUUGGAUUCGGCACGGCGGGCGAGGAGGAGGAGGAGGAGGAGAACUACGCGGCCAUGAGGGAGCUUGUGAUGGACGACAUGAAGUCGUUCUUCCGCCCAGAGUUUAUCAAUAGGCUGGACGAUCUGGUCGUGUUCAGGCCCCUGAGCAGGGACGACGUGCGCGCCAUCGCCGAGGUCGAGUUCCGGAAGGUGCUCGCUCGCCUCGGGGAGAGGGACCUCGACGUCGUGCUGACUCAGGCGUUCAAGGACCGCGUGGUCGACCGAGGGUUCGACCCCGCCUUCGGCGCCCGGCCGCUGCGGCGAGCCAUCUCGAGCAUGCUCGAGGACACGCUGGCGGAGCACCUGCUGGAAGCAGCGGGCGAGGGCCUCGACGACGAGGACGGCGGGCCCGCUGCCAGGCAGAAGGCUCCCGCACAUCGCAGGGCAGUCGAGGUGGACCUCGACGAGCAGACGGGGAAGGCCACCGUUGUGCAGAGGAGAGAGAGCUCCGUGGCGGCCUAAGCGGCACGCGGCGACGUGUUCGGUCUUCUUGCUGCAGCGCUCCUCCGACAGACGGCGCUGCCUCCGAAGUGAUCCAUCGGUUGUCGAGGAAUUUGGUCUGCAACCUGUUCAAGCGUUGCUGCUCAGCCCCCCCCGCUUUUGCACCCUUUAGGGACGCAUUGAACGCAUUACUGCGAUCAGCUUUAUGUUUGAGCGACGGGCGUCCGCUCACCACUGCGGGCACCCGACUGCGAGCACUCGGCCACCACGGCCGGGGCUGGGACCUGGCCCGAACUGUUUAAGUCGCUAUAUAGGAAGGGCGCGGCGAGGCGCACUGCCCACAGGGCAUGCGUUUUUGGAAGCGUCUCUCGCCGAUCGUCGAGAGCCGGCUACAGAAUUCAGCAGCAUGAGAUGGUGGCUCAGGGCGGGAGCUCGUUGCGUCCAGCGACCCUGGGAGCACCGACGCGGGCCGGGCCGUCCAGGCGCUUCCCACCACCGCUCCGGCGGGGACCGCCCGACGUGGCUGGGCAGCGCUGGCGCGCUGGGGGCGCUGUACAUAGAUAUCGUCUCGGAGCUCGCGCUCCGCCGGCUCCUCGGGUGUUGAACAAGCCGGGUGCACGUCACAUGGCGUGACUGGCGUGGGCGGAUAUGCACAUGUGGCCGCAUGCCCCUCCACCGUUUGACCCUCACGCUGACGUGCCAUUUUCCGCCCGCUUGCUGGCCGUGUAUCCAGCGCGGGGUCUCUCGGACACCUGACGUCGCAGUUCUGUGCGCAGCGCGGGGAACCUGGAGGGUUCGACUUCUUCGAGGGGGCUGGUCCUUCGCCCUGGCUGCCGGUUUCUGACAGCUCUGGGGCCGAAAAUGUCGGCAGCAAACCAAGAGCAUCCCGUCGCGCUGUGUUCGCGACCAGUGGGGCCUGUGUCCAGCCGCUCUGCCUCCCCAUGUGUUCAGCUGGCGGCAUCUAUCCGCGGGGUGCAUGCUUGCCGUGCGUCACGGUUCGCGCUUCGCUUGCUCAGCUCUUUGCCCUUUCUGGGCAACAAUGUGUACAUGGUAUGGUUUUGCUUCGCCUAUCACUGUCUCCCCCUAUCUCCUUCCUGCAUCCCUGCCUCGCACUGUGCCCUUGCGUGUUCACUCGGUCCCCCGAUGCCAGGCGGUCAGCAGCACGCGGGAUAUCCUCCCCCGUAGAAGCUCGCAACUUGUUUCAAGUGCUCUGGAUUGCGUUGUCAGUUCCCAUAGAAUAAUCGGAACUCUUCAAGCAGCGCACGGGACGCCCUACCCAGUCUUCCCAAGAGAGGCGGACCUUGCUGUGCGCAGUCAAUUUUUUCAAGCAGUUUUGGAACGGCUCGCUGGAACAUCGAGCGCUCGCAAACGAGGGGUCUCCUCCCUCCCCCUGGCUUCCUGCUCCUCCCUCCUUCUCCUAAUCCUCCUCGUCGCUGUUCUGACCCCCGUCCUCCUCCUCUCGCUGGCGGCUAGCCGCACUCCCCGGCCGCGGGCUUCGAGGCCUGUCCGCUGGAGGGGUGAAGCCCCAUCUCGAUCGCGAGUUGUCUCGAGAUGGGGGCAUUGUCCAGGAUCUGGGAUUUCCAGGCCUUUUCGGUUCCGAUGUCAUUCGUCCUCUCGGCUCUGCUUGAGGCGCUGUCUUAUGUGAUUGUAUGAUAUUCAUUAUUUCCCCAGUCACCCUUCCGCUCCUCCUCCUCCCCGUCGUCAUGCUCCUCAUUCUUCCUUACUUUCUCCAUCGCCAUGUUGGCAUCAGAUGUUUUGCUGGCUGCGCAAAGGCAUACACCCCUCUGGUCCGUGGAUGCGCUACAGCUUCCAAUUCCUGCUCGCCACAAUCGCCCUGUAGGGUCCGUAAUCAUGGGUCCUCGCUGCAUUUGCGUGGAAGUGCGCUCUCGUCCGCGCCCUUGUCUCAUCAUGGCAGCAGCCACUCGCUCCGCCGCACCAGCCGACCGAGUUGAAUGUGACGGUGGUGGGGAAGAGUCGACUACCGAC